UAUUGAAAAUGUAGGAACAGAUAUGCUUUGUAAGUAAAGGUUUGUCUAAAUUCAUAAGGAAUAUAAAUUUGUCCAUAUUACUUAGUAGUAUGAAGCGUGUGAACAUGGGUUGUAUCUGUCUAUAUAGAUCUAUAGAGGCCAGCCCUCUCUUUCUUGUACAAACUACAUUCUACUACAAAAUGAUGAUCAUGAUGAUGAUGAGAAGAAGAAAAACUAGAGUUCAGCGACCUCAUACCUCCAUGAAAUAGAAUGUAUGAAAACGGCUUACACAUUUGUACCCCUGGAUAAGUAAGACACGUCAGAUUUAGUUUCAGAUUCAGCUUUAUUUCUGAUUGGCUUGGCAUGUGAUAUUAGAUAUGAAAUAUACACAUGAAGAAUAAUAGAAUGUAUUUCUAAAGAUAAUAUUCGAUCAAGUUUAUCGCGAUCGAAAGCUUCAUUGUCUUCAAAGUUGGCUUUGCUCCUGUUGGAAAAGCUAUCCAACAAUUUUGGGUUCUUUGACGAAUUUGUCGACGAAUACAACAUAUUUCCUUGUUCUCGAAUGGUGUCCUCGGAUCAGUAAGUAUGCAAUGUGGGGGACGCGGUAACAAUACGCCAAUUAACACAGUUCCGUCCUUCCUGCAUACGUUAGUUUGACAAUGUGAAUGUCCGGCAUCUGCAAUGACCAUAAAAUACUGACGUAUUACCAAGCAUCACUAGGGGUAUAAAACCCCGACUUCAGCAGUCCAAGGCACGCACAAGGCCCGUGCGGUUUUGCCCUUUCAUAUAACAUCUUCAAAAAGCAAGACAAAACUCGAGAAAUGGCUGGAAACUCCACGGAGACUCUCAUAGAGGAGGGUUCAUCCAUGAGCCUGUUCCAGUGCAUCAUCCUCCUCAGCUACAACCUGACCGGAGACGGCGUGCUGGCGAAGUCCCUGGCUGGGUGCAAGGAUGUCGGAUCCGAGGCCCUAGGCGGCCCAGCGCUCCGGACUGCCACGAUCCUUUUCGGACUGGUCAUCAUCGUCCCGAACAUGCUGAUCGCGCUCGGCAUCAUCAGAGGACACGCCCUGCACAAGCCCAUGUACUACCUCAUCGGGAACAUAGCCGUCGUGGGCGCUCUAGCCGGGACAGUCUGCCUCUCGGUCCCGCUCCUUCUCCACUCCGACGGCGCCCAGUCUCCCAUCCAAGCGCUGUACACAACGCUGUUCUUCACGCUCUACCUGUCCCUCAUUGGCAUCACCCUGCUGUCCGUUGACCGCUACGUGUCCGUCCACUACAGCCUCUUCUACAACACCACCAUCACGGGCCGGCAAGCGGCUGCAGGGGUCGUCACAGCCUGGCUGGUGAGCGGACUUCUCUGUUACUCCGUCCUGCUGGGAUGGAACUGUGAGAACCUGGACAUCAGGGCAGACCGAUGUAUCGGACAGUUAGACGGCAACUACAUCAUACUCUUAACAGCUAUCAUAAUCAUUGUCAUGUUGAUUGUUGUCUAUACCAAUGUUAGUAUCUACUUGAACAUUAGGCGUAGGCUUCAGGCACUUGAAAACGGGCAGUUAGGCGCCAACGUGGACGCGCAACACAUCUCAUCUGCCCAAAGAAAGGCCGUCGCCCUGUGGAUCGUAGUGGUCAUUUUCUUUGUUAGCUGGCUGCCAUUCCUUGUCCAGAUUAUAAGGUUCUUAAACACAUUCUAUCUAACUACAAUGGAACAGCGCUUGGCAACCGGUAGCCUUGCGGGUUGGGGUGUAGCGAUAGUGUUCUGCUAUAUCUUCGCUCUAGCUAACCCGAUAGUUUACGCGUUUCGUCUACCGGCGCUCAGGAAUGAAGUCAGGCGACAGUUAGGGGCAUGUUGGAGCAGCGUGAAACGGUGCUGUGUUCGCUCUCAGGUAGCUCCAAGUGAAAACUUCAUAGCUCCGCGACAGAUAGUUGUAGCAAGUAACUUUAACUCUGCUCCUGUUGGCGUCUUUACAGUCCCAACCAGGAACGCAGCUGCAAGUGGCCGGGUAGAUCCCGGAGUUCAAGUAAUCUCUGUGGGCUCUGAAGCGAGUCGAGAUCCAUCUUGCAAUAAUGUGGAAACAGACAAGUUGUUUGUAACUCGCCGCACGUAUUAUGAUGCCUUAAAGCCAGCGCAAUCAAACCACUCAUCAAAAUCUGCUACUGAGGACCUACCCAUGGUCGCUAUUGAUUUGAUCAUGACUAGUUAGGUAGAUAGGUUCCACGUGCAAACACUGCUCAGUGAGUAGCGUGCAGAGUGGACAGUGGAUAGCGGCCUUGCCUCUGGAACUACAAACCGUAGGUUUGAAUGCCGGGUUUGUCGCUCAUCCGACAUUCAUGCUAUUGGAGGGGUAGCAGUCCUUAAGAUGGGACCUUAAGCCGUGAUCCGCCGUUCAUUGUUCUUGCCGUAAAGGACCCGCACAAUGAACAUGUAAAUAUUGGGCAUACAUGUAGCAUGUCCAUGGUCUUCUCUUCCACAAACAGCUCUUCGGUUCGAGAUCAUUGUGACUGUUGUCAUAUGUGUAUUUUGUAAUAAUAGUCACGUAGAAAAUAUUAAUUCUAAAACUACAAUGUAAUGGAAAAAGUCUGUAAAUUCGUCUACACAUGUUUCAAGGAGAGGGAAGGGAAUGUAGAUUCAACGUAACCUCACUACACUUCUCAAUACAUCCAGCCCUUGUUGAGAAUGAAUACACAACAAAUAUCAUUGUCUUUUUUACUGUUGUCUUAUAGUAAAUAUGACUAUGUACGUAUACUUUGAUGUUUAAAAAGUAAUGAUCUGGAUUUCGGUUUUGUAAGUGAUCAGUAGUGAACACUUUCCGGCUUAGAAUACGAGAGUAGACAAUAGCUCUGAAUCUUGAGUUAAAUCUACUCGUCAUGAAUAUGUACUUAAUUGCGCCGGAGCAGAAAGCAUGUCAUGUUAUAUAGAGCUGUAUUUUGAUUGCUGUUUCAACAACCUAUAAAUACAUUGCAGCGCCCUAAGGCACUGAAUUGUGUAUUUAGGCAUUAAAAACAUUUACACAUACGGUAAAAACUUAAUAUGGUAAGGCAAUUAGACUAACAUUUUAAAGGCUUACAAUCAAAACGCACAAGUUACAAUCAUUUAUAAUCAUAUCGUACAAAUGUGUCUUGUUUGACUUAUUAACAAUCUACCACAAUACAGAUAGUUGACGAUAGUGAUAUGGGAGAUCUCAACUUACAUGUAGCGAUUAGCUUAACUGUUUAUUCAAAAGGGAUACAAAAUACGGGAUCGGGCUAUUUUUAUAACGAUUUGCUUUGGCAAGGGGAAUAUCAAGUUGAUUAGCUCCCUUCAAGCAUCUUGUAUGAAUCUGAGCUAUUCUUAUCACGGCUAUUCUUCGGCUGAUCAUUUUAUUCAGCCUCAGUGUGAAUAAACACUAAUGAUGUAUAAACAUCACCUUACGGACUGUGGCUAUUUUUGAAGGGUUAUUCACACAAGAGGGUAGUUUGUCGUACUGUGGAUUGUCCUUUGUAUGAUAGCGAAAGGAGCAUUUUAUUUGACUAUGUAUUAAGUAAA
This is a messenger RNA of Branchiostoma floridae (Florida lancelet), 3499 nucleotides long. Its product is annotated as melanocyte-stimulating hormone receptor-like. The coding region runs from base 798 to 2177 and encodes 459 amino acids. NCBI's taxonomy places the organism in Eukaryota, Metazoa, Chordata, Leptocardii, Amphioxiformes, Branchiostomatidae. Gene Ontology annotation, molecular function: G protein-coupled receptor activity. The record is from RefSeq and is a predicted model, not a curated record. Gene Ontology annotation, biological process: G protein-coupled receptor signaling pathway. The transcript has a single exon. Gene Ontology annotation, cellular component: membrane.